This is a messenger RNA of Heterocephalus glaber (naked mole-rat), 2074 nucleotides long. RefSeq names its product hypocretin neuropeptide precursor (gene Hcrt). Gene Ontology annotation, biological process: positive regulation of transmission of nerve impulse; eating behavior; neuropeptide signaling pathway. Gene Ontology annotation, molecular function: neuropeptide hormone activity; type 1 orexin receptor binding; type 2 orexin receptor binding. NCBI's taxonomy places the organism in Eukaryota, Metazoa, Chordata, Mammalia, Rodentia, Bathyergidae. The record is from RefSeq and is a predicted model, not a curated record. Gene Ontology annotation, cellular component: perinuclear region of cytoplasm.
CAUACUUGUGCCCAAGUGCAUGCACACACAGGAGCCUUUGGGGCCCCCAAUCCCGGGGCUCUGCCUGCCUCUGUCCCAAGCAGAACACGGAGUGGGGGGACUGUUCCCAGGUCCCCUGCCCUGCCUUAGCGUGUCCCUCUCCUGGUCCAGGACCCACAAAGCACUUCCAUGGUGGGAGUGUCAGGGGCAGCGUCAAACGGAGGCUGGGCCUGCUCCCCGGAGAUGGGUAGCAGACAGGACAGCGGGGAGAAGGCACCUCCCAGUGGCUUUGGUGGCCUUUUCUCCAGCCACCCACAGUGGGCAUCCAAAGUUUCCACUGUGUUGGUCCGUGGAAGGGCAUUUCGGGCAGAUAGAGGCCACACCACGACCAGGGCCGUCUCCACGGAGAAGGGCGGGAGAGGCCUGCAGUGUGGACACUGUGCACGGCCCCAGCGCUGCCCUAAUUAGCUGCCGCCUCCUCCCUCACUGUCCUAGGCAGCGCCUGCCAAGGCGUCCUUUGUGGCUCACAUUCCGGGGGGCAAGGUGGCCUCAUUAGUGCCGGGAGACAUCUCAUCUCCAGGGAGCAGGCAGGGCAACAAGGCCAUUCCUGGGGCCCAGCUUGGAGACCGGGCCCCUGUGGGAUGCUAAUCUUAGACGUGCCUUUGUCUGGGCCCGGGCACACGGAGGUGCCUGCCCUUUCCCCGGAAACCUUGGAGCUCUAUAAACCCAGGCCCCUGUGGCCAUCACAGUCACAGCCUUGAGAUUCCUGAGCACCCGCAGCCCUGCUCUGCAGACAGCCCAGGGGCGCUGGCACCAUGAACCUGCCCCCCACAAAGGUCUCCUGCGCCACCGUGACGCUGCUGCUGCUCCUGCUCCUGCCGCCCGCGCUGCUGUCCCCUGGGGCGGCCGCGCAGCCCCUGCCCGACUGCUGUCGCCAGAAAACCUGCUCGUGCCGGCUGUACGAGCUGCUGCACGGCGCGGGCAACCACGCGGCUGGGAUCCUCACGCUGGGCAAGCGGCGGGCGGGGCCCGCGGGGCUGCAGGGCCGGCUGCAGCGCCUCCUGCUGGCGGGCGGGAACCACGCGGCCGGGAUCCUCACCAUGGGCCGGCGCGCGGGCGCGCAGCCGGGGGCGCGGCGCGGGCUCUGAGCCCCUCGACGUCCCGGUCCGUGUCACCACCCCACCCACCCUGUUCGCCCAUCUGACAAAAGGCAAUAAAGACGAGGCUCUGUGCGUGCGGCUGGUCUCUGUCCGAGGGCGGGAGAGCGUCCUGCGGUCCCCAAGCACGCGGGCCAGAGGCCCAGGGGUGCGCAAGGCUUGGUCUUGCGUCCCGCGCGUCGCGGGGAUCUGGGAGUCGGUCCGCAACCCGAGCGCGAGGCAGGCUGCACACGGACAGACGCGGCCUGUGAGCUUCAACAGGGAACCCCCCACAGCGCUUGGCGAGGGGUAGAGGUCUCGGGGAGCGGUGGUGGCGAAGGCCCUGGCACUCGGAGAAGGCACAGAAGCCUUUUGUUUGUUUUCUUGGCGCCGGGAGCGCCAGGCGACAUCUCCAGCCCUUUUGACCUUAUGUCGAGGCGAGGUCUCCCUCGAUUUAUGCAGGACGGCCUCAAAUUUGAGAUCCUUCUGUCUCUGCCUUCCCUGUAGCUGAGAUUACAGGCGCAGGCCACCACCACCGGCAUGGGGAAGUUCUUAGGCAGAGGUGGGGGAGACUUUUCUGCAGCGCUAGCCAAAGACGCUGGUUCCCCCAGGUCCCUUCGUGGCAGUCCUAAUCCCCAGCAUUCAGAGUGUGGCCGAAGUUGUAAACAGGGUCCUGGGGGACGCGACCCAUCACGAUGCGGUGAAACCAGGGACUUCGCCCACCACCAGUCGGGUUCUUAUAAAGGGAAUUCGGGCACAGAACCUAGGCCCAAGGGAACCUGCACAUAGACACUGGUGGCACAGCAACGAGCCAACCAAUGCCAAGUUACGCUGGCGACCCAGGAGCGGCCAGGCAAGAGGCCUGUGCCUGGCGGCCCGUCCAGCACCUUCUCAAGACCUCGGCUGGACUCCCAGCCUCGAGCCGUGGACAGCAGCUUUCUAACUAACAGGACACCCGA